Molecule: messenger RNA, 4782 nt
Organism: Octopus sinensis (East Asian common octopus)
Lineage: Eukaryota; Metazoa; Mollusca; Cephalopoda; Octopoda; Octopodidae
Product: glutamate receptor ionotropic, kainate 2-like
Exons: 17
Coding region: 1115-3883 (922 amino acids)
Biological process (GO): modulation of chemical synaptic transmission; monoatomic ion transport; synaptic transmission, glutamatergic
Cellular component (GO): postsynaptic membrane; plasma membrane
Molecular function (GO): transmitter-gated monoatomic ion channel activity involved in regulation of postsynaptic membrane potential; glutamate-gated receptor activity
Source: RefSeq, a predicted model, not a curated record
GGGAAGGGGAGAUUCCAGCAGAAUUAUUAGCAGACCAGAAUUUCAGUUUGAAUAUCCCAAAUCGUUACACAGUUCAGUUGCAAUCCACAAUGGAAGCACGGAGCAGCGUCCCUGAAACUGUUAUACAAAAUAGCACUAUUUUCGUUUACUACUAAAACAGCUUCUGCAGAGGUUAAAGAAAAAUGUAUUUCUAAUCAAGGAAAGAGAAAUCAUUUUUACCUAAUCAGACGAGGAUUAGACCAUAAGACGAGGCUAAGUGAGGAGAUUAUGAACUUAAAAAUGAAAUUCUAUUCCACCAUGUAUCAGACUAACAGCGAAACACUUUUAAUUUAUAUGAACCUUCCGACUGUGGUAUGUGAAGGAACAUGAAGAUACAAAGUGUCAAAUCUUUGAAAUAAAAAUGGAAGGAAAACCAAAACGUUAGCCAACAGGGCAUAUUGAUAAAAGACAUAAUGUUGAGAAAUAUAUAUAUAUAGAAAAGCACAUAAUGCACGGUGAUAAAAACGCAAAUGACUGACAUUUUAAAGGCGAUUACUUGAAAGCAUGAGUUCUGUGGACAGUAAACGUCAGCGAUUCAUUGUGUUGAAGUAAAUACAGAAAUGAUCACUUAAUGAUUUCAAUGGCAGAGAAGUGUUUUGAAAAUAACAUUGAUAAUACUUACUAUAAAUUAUACGAAAAACGCUGAAUGGUUUGCAACGGGCGCUGCUCCGGACAUUGAAUUCUAGUUCAGAAUACAGUUCUGAAUACAGUUCUGCGGUCAUUUCGUUAGCGGUUCCCAUUAAAAAAAAAGGUGUUAAUCAACGAAACAACUUUCGAAGCUACAUUUUUUCUUGGAACAGAAAAAAUAUGAAUUCUGAAACGCUGAAAUUAUUUUCGGAAGGUCUAAAUAUGUGAAUAAUGGUGAUAUUUACGAAAACAUAGGUGGAGAUUAGAAGUAGAAAGACGGAGACGGAUAACCAGUGGGUAUCAAAAGAAACAAAAAUUAGUAACUUUUAAAUAUAUGUCAACAUGAAAUUAACACUGAACUUGACCUGAAUUCAAUAAGUCCAGGAAUUACAGGGCUUUACGAUUUGUGCGAUUUGAAUUUUCAAAAACGCAAUUGCACAAAAUAGCAAUGCCAAAAGAAGAACAAGAUUUGUACACCAAAAGAGGAACCAUAAAGAUGAACGGAAAUAUCUGGGGAGUACAAAUAUUUCUUGUAGCUAUUAUAUGCACCUACAGCUUUCGUUCUGUGGAAUGUCUUCCAAGGACAAUUCGUGUCGGUGCCCUCUUUGAAGAAGAAAAUGAAUCGCAAGAAUUGGCAUUUCGUUCUGCGAUUGAAAAAAUUAAUCUUCUGAGUGAAAUAAUACCUAAUAGCCUCCUUAUUGAAGAUGUUCAACACGUCCGCACUCAUGAUAGCUUCCAUGCAUCCCGCAGAGUAUGUCAACAAAUUAAAAAAGGUGUUGCCGCAAUUUUUGGACCAAUAUCUACUGUAUCUGCUGCACACGUGCAAUCAAUAUGUGGAUCACUUCAAAUUCCGAACUUACACACAGAAUGGGAUUCGAGGGAUGUAAAUGUCAGGAGUUUUUUCGCCAUCAACAUUUACCCCCACUACCAGACAAUGGGAAGAGCUUACCUAGAUCUUAUCCGGUACUGGGGUUGGAGGAAGUUUGCAGUUUUAUAUGAAGAUAAUGACGGGUUAGUACGACUUCAAGAGAUACUAAAAGCUACUCAAGACAACGACUUUGAGGUUACAGUGCGUAAAUUAGAAAUGGUCAAUGGGAACUAUAUAUCCAUCAUGAAGGAACUAAAGAACAAUGGAGAGUUUCGCAUAAUGGUCGAUUGUAAUACCACAUUCGUCAAAAUGAUUUUAGCAAAUGCGUUGGAAUUAAACAUGACAACAGAAUAUUUUCAUUAUUUGUUUACCACUCUUGAUAUACGCUACGAUGAGCUAAAAGAAUUUACGCACCACGGAGUCAACAUAUCGUCAUUCCGCUUGGUCGAUCCUACAAAACCUCAGGUCGUUCGUGUUUUAAGUGACUGGCGAUUGGAUCAAAGUCGAAGAGGAAAAUCUCCACUAAUGGGAGGCACAGAAGUAACGACAGAAACCGCGUUGAUGUACGAUGCUGUCCUCCUGUUUGCCGCAGCGCUACAGGAAUUAGCUAAAGCUCAAGAUGUGGAUACCAGUGAACUGAACUGCGCCCAUUCAAAUACAUGGAAGUAUGGCACAAGUCUUAUAAACUAUAUGAGGAGGGUUAACAUAGAGGGUUUGACAGGGAGAAUACGUUAUGAUGACCGGGGUCUCCGAACUGAUAUUGACCUCGAUAUUUUAGAACUCUCCAAGAUUGGAUUUGACAAGAUAGGCAUAUGGAAUUCUCUUUCUGGCAUUAAUAUAACCAAAAAUUACGUUUUGAGCCAGAGGAAAAUUGCAGAGUCUCUUGCAAAUCAUACCCUCACAGUGGUAACACUUUUGGAACCUCCCUAUGCCAUGCUAAAGGAAGAAGAGAGUGGCAAGAAAACUUAUCAAGGAUUUGCAAUCGAUUUACUACGAGAAAUUGCACUGAAACUGAAAUUUAACUACACAGUUUAUAUUGUUAAAGAUGGCACAUACGGUGCACCAAAUGAUAAAACAGGUGAUUGGAAUGGGAUGGUGAGAGAACUUAUCGAAAAGAAUGCUGAUUUGGCCGUGGGAGGCAUGUCGAUCACUUACCUGAGAGAGAAAGUAAUUGACUUUACCAAACCUUUCCUUAAUGUCGGAAUCACCAUUCUGUUUAAGAAACCCGAAAAACAGCCCCCACAAUUGUUCGCCUUUUUGGCUCCACUUUCAAUCGAGGUUUGGGUAUAUGUGGUAGCAGCUUACUUAUGCGUCAGUUUUAUGCUGUUCGUACUAGCUCGCUUCAGUCCUUAUGAAUGGUAUAACCCACAUCCUUGCAACCCAGAUUCUGAUGUGGUGGAGAACCAAUUUACAAUUCUCAACAGCCUCUGGUUUACUGUCAGCUCGUUGAUGCGGCAAGGUGACUGCUGCGAAUUCUCUCCGAGAGCUAUUUCUACAAGACUAGUCAGUGGUACGUGGUGGUUUUUCACACUGAUCAUGAUAUCGUCCUACACUGCCAAUCUGGCCGCUUUUCUCACUGUGGAGCGGAUGACUUCACCCAUUGAGCGAGCAGAUGACCUAGCUAAACAAAGUGAUAUAAAAUACGGCACUUUAUAUGGUGGAUCAACAAUGACUUUUUUCAAGACCUCUAAAAUUCCAAUAUUUCAAAGAAUGUGGCACGUAAUGGAUUCUACAGAUCCAAGCGUGUUUGUUAAUUCCUCUCAAGAGGGUAUUGACCGUGUUCUAAAGGGUAACUACGCCUACCUGGGUGAGUCGGCAAUUAUCGACUACAACGUGCAAAGAAACUGUGAACUUAUGCAGGUGGGUGGGCGUCUAGACUCUAAGGGAUACGGGAUCGCAACCCCUAGAGAGUCUCCGUACCGGGACCUCAUCUCAGAUGCCAUCUUAAAACUGCAAGAGGAACAAGUAAUAACUCUAUUAUACAACAAAUGGUGGCGUGAAGGUUAUGGAGCGGUGGAAUGUCCAAACGAAGAUGCUAACAAAGAUGCAAGUGAAUUGGGCGUUUCCACCGUCGGGGGCGUAUUUGUCGUGCUCGGCGGCGGAUUGGCCACCGGCCUGAUCGCUGCCUUAAUGGAGUUUGUGUGGAAAGCAAAGAAAAAUGCUGAAGAAGAUAAACGUUCCAUUUGUGCAGAGAUGAUGAGAGAAUUCCGGUUCGCGAUGAAAUGUUUUGGAUCAUCGAAAAAAACAGUCAAAAAAGGUCCCCGAAAGAAGAGCAUAACUGAUAAUGGCAUACAUUUUAUGCCUCUAGCCGGGUUUAGUGCUGCUAGCGGGAAAGAAGCUUACGGCUAAAUUGUAAGCAGGGGAGGUUGGUGAUGGGUAGCAGUUUGACAAAUAUGUAGUAUGUCGUUGACAUCAGCGAGGGAAAAUAACAUCAACCCUUGAUGACACAACGAUUUUUUCAAUCUAUAUAUCUAUCAUCUCCUCCCCCACACGCAAACUCAGUGAGUAGCAUGUCUAGGAUGGUUUCAACACUCCGACAAAAAUGUUUCAACAGCCACCCUCUAACGAUGAGGUCAUUGUUAUUUCUGGGUGGAUUGAAACUGGCGUUUACCAAAGUCUAACUUCUAGUUGUCAACAAGAGCAAUGAAAACAAUAAUGAUAAUGAGGUUAAUUACGCAAUAAUGCAUACGUUAUAGUAUUACUAGUGAUAAUAACAAUAAUGAUGGUUAGAAUAUUAAUAAUAAUUUCAAACAACAACAACUAUAGUAGCACACAAAAUUGUAAGGAUAUCCAUGCUAAAUGGAAAUUAUAAUAAUAAUAAUAAUAAUAAUAUUAAUAAUAAUAAUAAUAAUAAUAAUAAUAAUAAUAAUAAUAAUAAUAAUAUAAACAGGGAGCAUCAACGUCUAAUAAUACUAGUAAUAAUGAUAUUUUGUAAGCAUGGUCAUUGAUCUCUACAUUUUUUUUACCGCUUAAGUAUAACUGAGAAAUGCUAAAAUAUAGAUGAUUGCAUGCUAUGAUUACUUCAUCUUGUUUGGAUGUAAGUGAAAUCGUGUAUCAGAAAAUUCCCAUUCCUUUGUUUCACCAUUGUCACUCACCAUCUCACAUUGUCAUUCUCAUAAGCAUAUGCAUCAUUAGCAGCAGAAUUUAUCACUACGGAGACAAACAUUGCCAUUGUUCGAUUCUAUGUUUAACAUGACGACACUGUUUCAUUUGGCAGGAUCGAUAAAAGACAUCAGACAUCAGAAGGG